ACAACAACAGAUACUUCCGAGCAAACAAAACUCUGAUUAGUUAUUUAAAUUAACGAGACUUAGAAGUGUUGUCUUACCAUUUUUGUAAACUACAAUAAAACAAAAAAAAGUAUUAACGAAUUAGUAAAAAAAACAAAUAAACACACACCGACAUACACACCAUACCUACUGGUACAUUGGUGGUGGCUGGCUUAUAUAUAGGCAAUCUAAUUGAGAAGAAGACCACAAGAACGCGCAAUGUACGAAAACUUCCAGCUAAGGCAGCAGCGUCAAGACGAUGACUUCCAUAGGGAGAACGUUGUGCCCAUAAAGCUAAACGAAUCGUGGGCCGGUAGACGUCUCAUAGAGGCGCUGAGUCACUUGCCCCCACAAAGCCUGAGUUCAUCAUUGGAUAUGCGGUUCCAGAGAAAACAGCUAUUGGAACGUGAACAGAAGAAAUUGGCUUUGACUGCAGGUGACGAAGUCACUGAAACAACAUCUGUCGCUUCGAAAAAUGCAAUUGGCAAUGGAAAGGUCCGUCAAAUGUUUGAACAACGUCGCGGUGUUGGCAUUGAUCGCAGUCAUCCGCUGAAACCCAUAACGACCACGACAACCACCACAACAAAGACAAUAACAAACCAGCCUGCUACAAUGCGUCGCAUGGCAGGAGGUGCGAACACAAUGACCACAAGUCGCCGAACUGUGGUUACCACUAAACAAUCCAGCACUUCACUCAUGAGAAAUUCCCACUCAAAUCCGAAUACCUUCUCUUCAAAUGGUAACUUGUUUGGUGAAGAUUUGGAUGAGGUUGAUAAUUUGGAAAGUGAAACAUUCCCCAAAGAAUUUUCAUCGCUAAGUUUGGAUAAUGCACGAGUUAUGGGCCCCCUGGUAAGCGACAACAAUAAUAACAGCAGAAGCUCGAAUGGAAGGUCGCCAGCAUCAACGAAUGGCAUUAGACUAAAUCCAGUGAUAACUAAAAAAUCGCCAAGCACAACAGCGUCCAGAACAACGGCUCAACCGAGAACCUCGAGUAGUGCGAGUCGAACAUCGACAAUGUCCCGCACGUCUACAAUCACAAACGGAUCGUCCAAAUCUCCGGCUAAAACUAAUUCAACUACUAGUCCUGCAAUCUCUACAUCAAAGGGCCUGAAGGUAAAUAAAAAAAGAAAAAUACCUUGGAUACCAUGUCAAAAAAUUUAUUUGUUGUUGUUACUUGGGUAUGCUAUUGCCUGCAUAUUAAACGAUUUCUUCAUUUUUUUUUUUCAGACUACUCUAAAAGUCGUCAAUGGCAAACCAGCAACGUUUGUUAUGGCGGUCAAACCACCACCUCGCAUUAAAACACCUCCCCCUGGCAUGGCUGCUUGUCAAUAUUGUCAGCGAAACUUUAACGAAGAUCGUCUGCAGAAGCAUGAAGACGUAUGCCGCAAAAUGACCAGUACUAAACGGAAAAUAUUCGAUGCCUCCAAACAUCGUGUGAAGGGCACCGAGGCAGAAAAGUAUGUGGCCAAGAAGGGCAAAUUGACAGCGGCCCCGAAAAUAUCGCCUGUUAUUGCUGCUGUCAAAAACAAUGCACAGGCCGAUGGUUCCAAGAAGAGUAAUUGGCGCAAGAAACACGAGGAGUUCAUAAAUGCCAUACGGGAAGCGAAAAAGGUGCAAGCCUAUUUGGCCAAGGGCGGUAAAUUGAGUGACUUACCUCCUCCACCUCCUUCGGAAAAUCCAGAUUAUAUUCAAUGUCCACACUGCAAUCGCCGCUUCAAUGAAUCUGCCGCGGAGCGUCAUAUACCCAAAUGUGCAAAUAUGCAGCACAAUAAACCGAAACCAGUGCAGAAGAAACGUUACUGAUUGAAUGAUGGAUGACUGGUGACAUUUCCAAUUGAGUGGUGGCAUCAUCAAAUCCACAUUCUGGUCUUCUACUUAUUUGUCAUUUAAAUCCUUUUUGCAAGGGACAUUCGUAUUUUUUUACUACUAACUUACACUAAUCUAAACUAUGAGGAAGAGGAAAACCCCAACAAAACUAAAAAUUUACAAAAAGGAUGCGUUCUUAUAUACUCCUGUACAUGUGAUAAAUUACUUGCGAACCCACUAUUUUUGUUUUGUUUAUAGCUGCUCGACGAAAGAACAAUAACGAGUUGAACGAGUUUUUAAUAAUAAAAAGUCAAAUGCAUGAAAUA
This is a messenger RNA of Stomoxys calcitrans (stable fly), 2150 nucleotides long. RefSeq lists its product as uncharacterized. The record is from RefSeq and is a predicted model, not a curated record. Lineage: Eukaryota; Metazoa; Arthropoda; Insecta; Diptera; Muscidae. The transcript has 5 exons. The coding region runs from base 238 to 1821 and encodes 527 amino acids.